AUGACUACUAUAAACAUACCCUUCAAAACAGUGGCGCCUUCAAAGCCGCACACUCAUACCGUCGUCUUUCUACACGGCCGCGGCGACAACCCCCGCAACUUCGCAGCCUCACUAGCUCACUCUCGCGAUUCGCGCGGCCGCACUCUUGCCGACGCAUUUCCGUCAUUUCGCUGGGUAUUUCCCCAAGCUCCGACACGUAAGUGCGCUAGCUCGCCCGGGACGUGGCCGCAAUGGUUCGACGUGUGGGAUGCCGUAGGGCUCAAGGAAGUUGUGCCUGCCAUUCGCCGCAUCCUGGCUGAUGAGGCCGCGUUGCUCGGGGGCCGCUGGGAUCGCGUGGUGCUGGCGGGCAUCAGCAUGGGCGGUGCGGCGAGCGCGCAUGUCUUGUUCAAUCUGGAUGUGCCCGCGGCAGGGGGAGGGAGGCUUGGGGCCUUUGUUGGAUUCUCAUGCCGAUGCCCGUUUGUCGGUCGUAGCUUAGCCGGGAUUAGAAACGCUCUCGGUUUGGAAGGUGUCCCGGACCACAGCCAUGUCGUACAAAACACGCCCGUGUUGCUCGAGCAUUGCGCCGAUGACCCGCUCGUCCUGGUUCAGAAUGGCCGAGGCUUACGAGAUGUAUUGCUCGCAUUUGGUGCACAGGUUGAAUGGAAAGAAUACCCCAAUGGAGGACACUGGUUUAAUUCGCCGGCUGGGAUGGACGAUGUGGUGGACUUUCUAACCAAGCACCUUGGGGAGGAGAGCUUUGCAGGCAACCCUACACUUUUACGCCAAGCCUCAUCGAACGCGAUGGAUCUAUCAUAA
Daldinia decipiens is the source of this 795-nucleotide messenger RNA. RefSeq names its product alpha/beta-hydrolase. The record is from RefSeq and is a predicted model, not a curated record. Bases 1 to 795 code for a protein of 264 amino acids. Gene Ontology annotation, cellular component: cytoplasm. Lineage: Eukaryota; Fungi; Ascomycota; Sordariomycetes; Xylariales; Hypoxylaceae. Gene Ontology annotation, molecular function: palmitoyl-(protein) hydrolase activity; carboxylic ester hydrolase activity. The transcript is spliced from 2 exons. Gene Ontology annotation, biological process: protein depalmitoylation.